Molecule: messenger RNA, 870 nt
Organism: Microplitis mediator
Lineage: Eukaryota; Metazoa; Arthropoda; Insecta; Hymenoptera; Braconidae
Product: exosome complex component CSL4-like
Exons: 5
Coding region: 123-728 (201 amino acids)
Biological process (GO): RNA processing
Cellular component (GO): nuclear exosome (RNase complex); cytoplasm
Molecular function (GO): RNA binding
Source: RefSeq, a predicted model, not a curated record
AAUUUACGUAAAUAAUUUAAGCACGUGGGCCAGAACUCGGCAAUUUUCUACUAUCGAAGUCAGUGGGUGCUGAUGUUUAUAAACAAACUUGAAAUUGUUGAUUUUUAAAUAAAUUUUGAAAGAUGUCUGGUAAAAAACGUCCUAAAGUUUGUAUCCCUGGACAACGACUUUGUUUGUCAAGCAGAAUAAAUGUUGCUGGUGCAGGAACUUACGAAGAAAAUGGUUAUAUUUAUUCAAAACUUCUUGGUACUGCUGAAUUAUUGAUAGAUAAAAAUAUUAAGACACUUACAGUUCGUGGUAUAAAGGAGCAAAGUAUUGUACCAGCACCUGGUGAUAUUGUCACAGCCAUGGUGACACAAGUGAACCAAAGGUUCUGUAAAUGCACCAUGAAAUGUAUUGGCGAUGUUAUUUUAUCGCGAUCGUACAGAGGAAUUUUGAGAAAAGAAGAUGUGAGAGCGACUGAAAAAGAUAGAGUUGAAAUGUACAAAUCUUUUCGACCUGGUGAUAUUAUACUUGCUCGUGUUUUACCUAUGACAGAAGCACACAUCUACUCUUUAUCAACGGCUGAAAAUGAACUGGGAGUAGUAUUAGCUCAUAGUGAAGAAGGCGUAUCACUGGUUCCAAUCAGCUGGACGGAAAUGCAGUGUCCAAAGACAUUAGUCAAAGAAUUCCGAAAAGUUGCUAAAGUCGUACCUGAAAAAGAUGCUAUGGGUCAUGCUGAUAAAUAAUAAAUAUAAAUUAUACUUUAAAUUACGAUUUUUUUUACAUUUAAAUAAAUUCAUUUAUUUAAUAAAUUAUGAAUGUGAACUUGGCGGAUUUGAGACAUAUUUUGAAUUAAAAAUAAAUGAACUAAACAAAUAAAUUUUUUUA